UGGCCUGUUUUCAGCUUCGCUCUUCUGGUGCUUUGCUCAGUUGUUACUGAGUCAUGGAGGCUAGAGGUGCAAGCAGAGGAGGAGGAGGAUUUUCCAUCCCAGUGGAAAGAUGGCAUGAUGGAGAAAGAGGACCCCUUUGCAGAGGAGAAUGAAGAUUUUCCAGGCCUCUGUUCAGCCUGCAAGUACAUCAUCAACAAAAUUCAGGAGAAGCUGGGCAAAGACUCUUCAAGGGCUAAAAUUGCAGAGCUGUUGGACAAAGCCUGCAAUUAUUUCUGGAUAUUCAAGAGUAUCUGCAAGCAAGUCCUCAACCAAUACAGAGACAAACUGAUCGAUUUUUUAGUCAAAAAAGAUAAUGCAGAGGCUGCAUACGCUCAGAACCUGGCCAGAGUUCGCUGCCAGCCGAAAACCAUGAAAAUGUCCGGACCCCUCCUCGCCUGCAUCCUGAUGACAUGUUCAGUCUGGAUGGUCCAUGGGAGAUACCUUGUGGUCAAUCUGGAUGACGCUGACCUGGUGGAAGAGGAAAUACCAGUGGCGGGCAAGCUCCCAGGCAUAUGCUGGGCAUGCAAAUGGGCUUUGAACAAGGUGAAGAAAGCUGCUGGUAACAACGCCACUGCUGAGGAGCUCACCAAUAAGGUUUCGAAAGUCUGCGACCAAAUUGGCUUCUUAAAAUCUCUAUGCCGCAAAUUUGUGAAGAAAAAUCUCUCAGUGCUGAUCGAGGAGCUUUCUACCACUGAUGAUGUGAGGACCAUCUGUGUCAACCUCAAGGCCUGCAAGCCAAAGGAGGAUUUGACCUGGUUUGCUGACGAAGAUAUCAACAUGUACCAAGAAUUUGAAACCGAAUGAAACCCCUGGCUUCAUGCACACGCACAAUUACUCUGCAGUUGUCUUGCAUUUGCUUCUGAAUUGCUUGAUUUCACUUUGCAAAAAUCAACAUCAUUAUAAAUUUUCAUUUGUAUUUCACUGAUUCUUGAGAAUUUGGAUAA
Myripristis murdjan (pinecone soldierfish) is the source of this 983-nucleotide messenger RNA. RefSeq lists its product as uncharacterized. Lineage: Eukaryota; Metazoa; Chordata; Actinopteri; Holocentriformes; Holocentridae. Gene Ontology annotation, cellular component: lysosome. The transcript is spliced from 9 exons. The record is from RefSeq and is a predicted model, not a curated record. Bases 115 to 843 code for a protein of 242 amino acids. Gene Ontology annotation, biological process: defense response to bacterium; sphingolipid metabolic process.